This is a messenger RNA of Lodderomyces theae, 843 nucleotides long. RefSeq lists its product as uncharacterized. NCBI's taxonomy places the organism in Eukaryota, Fungi, Ascomycota, Pichiomycetes, Serinales, Debaryomycetaceae. The record is from RefSeq and is a predicted model, not a curated record. Gene Ontology annotation, molecular function: FMN binding. The transcript has a single exon. Bases 1 to 843 code for a protein of 280 amino acids.
AUGGUUCAAUUCAAUUUCCAAGCGCCUUGGGUGCCAAUACUCAACAAUUGUGUUAGUAAUGAGCUAGCAGCAACUGAUAACAUGCCGCCGUUUACGACUUUCCAGCUAGCAACUAUUGAUUCCAAAACAGGGUAUCCUCUGAAUAGGACUUUGAUAUACCGGGGAUGGCUAUUCAAUAAUAAAUCUUCCAAUGUGAUCACAUUCACCACGGAUAAGCGAAUGGACAAAUAUGAGGAGUUGUUAGAAAAUGACAAAGUUGAAGCGGUGUUUUGGUUCGGUCAUAUUCGGAAACAGAUUAGAUUCAGAGGUAAAGUGAGAAUACUUGACUCUGACCACUAUCCUAGUAUUGAUUUGAAUCAUAUAAAUAGUGGGGAAGUAACGCCGAUCGAAUUGGAUUCUCAUAAGGACGGUGCAGUUCCUCGUGUUCAAAAACAGCCAGUUCAAACCUCGUUGUUGUCGCCAUCACUCACUGAAAGGGAUAACAACAGUAGCAGUAAUCUUCAAGAGGACUUGUUGACGGCAGAUAAUCCAUACGCUCCACCAAGUACAGAAGAAUGGCAACAGGAAUUGGACAGGCAGUGGAAUGCAUUGUCCAAAGCGCUCAAAACGACAUUUAGGAAACCGGAACCCAAAUCGUUAUUGACUGAGGAGAAAGCAAAGUUGAUUAGUAAGAUACAGAGGGGUGUUGAUGGUAAAAAGGAGGAAGAUGGGUAUAAGAAUUUUGCGGUAGGGUCUAUAUUUGUCAAUCAAGUUGAUUAUUAUGAACAGGAUAAGGAUAAGAGGUUUGUUUAUGAGUUGGAUGAGGAAAGUCACACUUGGACUGAAAUGGAGGUUUGUCCGUGA